Molecule: messenger RNA, 1655 nt
Organism: Lynx canadensis (Canada lynx)
Lineage: Eukaryota; Metazoa; Chordata; Mammalia; Carnivora; Felidae
Product: phosphatidylinositol 3-kinase catalytic subunit type 3-like
Exons: 3
Coding region: 1-1317 (438 amino acids)
Biological process (GO): autophagy of peroxisome; endocytosis; autophagosome assembly
Cellular component (GO): peroxisome; endosome; phosphatidylinositol 3-kinase complex, class III, type I
Molecular function (GO): 1-phosphatidylinositol-3-kinase activity
Source: RefSeq, a predicted model, not a curated record
AUGCCAAGCUUCCAGGUUCAUGGCCACUUUGAUCACUCCCCAUCCUCGAACGCUACCUUUAGCCACGCAGGAACAUUCAAAGGAAGAGGAUUUCUCGUAGUGAAAGCUGAGCGGGUCGAUGAUUUUGUGACGUGGUUUUUAGAGCAUACCAGGGGUACCGUUUCAUCAGGAUUCACUGAAUUUGGGCCAGAUGACAGGAGGGUGAAAAAUGGAGAUAGAUGUCUUCACCAAGCAUUGUUGAAGGGUGAUAAGUCUGUCAGAGUUAUGCGUUCUUUACUGGCUGCUCAGCAAACGUUUGUAGAUCGUUUGGUGCAUCUAAUGAAGGCAGUGCAGCGUGAAAGCGGAAAUCGUAAGAAAAAGAACGAGAGACUACAGGCAUUGCUUGGAGACAAUGAAAAGAUGAAUUUGUCAGAUGUGGAACUUAUCCCAUUGCCUUUAGAACCCCAGGUGAAAAUUAGAGGAAUAAUCCCAGAAACAGCUACACUAUUUAAGAGUGCUCUUAUGCCUGCACAGUUAUUUUUUAAGACAGAAGAUGGGGGCAAAUACCCAGUUAUAUUUAAGCAUGGGGAUGAUUUACGCCAAGAUCAACUUAUUCUUCAAAUCAUUUCACUCAUGGACAAGCUGCUACGGAAAGAAAAUCUGGAUUUGAAGUUGACACCCUACAAGGUAUUAGCCACAAGUACAAAACAUGGCUUCAUGCAGUUUAUCCAGUCAGUUCCUGUUGCAGAAGUUCUUGAUACAGAAGGAAGCAUUCAGAACUUCUUUAGAAAAUAUGCACCGAGUGAGAAUGGACCAAAUGGAAUCAGUGCUGAAGUUAUGGACACUUAUGUUAAAAGCUGUGCUGGAUAUUGCGUGAUUACAUACAUACUUGGAGUUGGAGACAGACACCUGGAUAACCUUUUGCUAACAAAAACAGGCAAACUCUUCCACAUAGACUUCGGAUAUAUUUUGGGUCGGGAUCCAAAGCCUCUUCCUCCUCCAAUGAAGCUGAAUAAAGAAAUGGUAGAAGGAAUGGGGGGCACCCAGAGUGAGCAGUACCAAGAGUUUCGUAAACAGUGUUACACGGCUUUCCUCCACCUUCGAAGGUAUUCUAACCUGAUAUUGAACUUGUUUUCCUUGAUGGUGGAUGCAAACAUUCCAGAUAUUGCUCUUGAACCAGAUAAAACUGUGAAAAAGGUUCAGGAUAAAUUCCGACUAGACCUAUCUGAUGAAGAGGCCGUGCAUUACAUGCAGAGUCUAAUUGAUGAAAGUGUCCAUGCUCUUUUUGCUGCAGUGGUAGAACAGAUUCACAAGUUUGCCCAGUACUGGAGAAAAUGAAACUGGGUUUGGCACCUCAAAAUGUUUGGCUCUGUAAGAGAACUCCUUUAGAAGCAACCUCUGUAUAAGGAAGACUUCAGAGUAACAAGGAAGAGAACAUUUAAUCUUCAAGAUACCAUAUAUCCUAAAUGUUACAUGGUGCCUGAAUUCAAUUUCCUUGGAUGUCCCUGUCUAAAUAUUGUCUUGAAGGGUUUGUUUUGAAAUAUUGUAUAUAUUUAUUUUCAAAUGUACACAUUGUUAAUAAGCUAAGAAGUGAAAAAUUUAUUCCAGGAUCAUGUAUAUACUUUGAGAGUUCUGGAAGAAUUUUAUGUUGAAAUAGUAAAACAUUUUAGUCUCUG